AUGCAGGCAUCUGUACACGAUCUUCCUGACGAAAUAAUUCUACUUGUCUUCGCCUAUCUGAAGAAAGGGCUUCCAGCCGGUCGCUAUAAUAAAGCUCUGCGUCGAACGGCAUUGGGUUGGGUUAAGGCGGGUCAUGUGUGCUCGCGCUGGCGCCAGGUUCUCUUAGAGAACGCAACCCUAUGGACGGACGUUACAUCGUUCUACGACGUCGGCGUCAUCGAGGAAUUUAAAUCAAGAUCUAGGGACGCACUGCUAAACCUGGACAUUGAUUUAUUAUGCGACCACGCUCUUGGACGCUCAGCGGAUAGUCGGGUGGUCGAAUACCUGACUCAAGAUGACCUGUGGGAGAGAUCAUUCCGGGUCAAAAUCGACGAUGCACGCAGCGUUCGCUACCGUGACUACCUGCCAAGCCUUGCAUAUCCCACGAUCGUUCGCGCACUUACGCGGACCUCACUCACCAAUCUCGUCGAACUGAGGCUGUUCAUACCUCGAGAAGCCGGGCAACUACACGUGCUCUCCGCACCAUGUCUGCGCACCCUCUGCCUGAAGUCGGACGCCGCCGAAGCAUGGCAGUGUCUCCUGGUGUUUGAAACGUUCGCAGACUUCUUGUCUGAGUCGCGACAUCUGCAACACGUACAGCUGCAGCGCGCAGUAGAUUCAAGAUUCUCCGGCCGAUACCAAGCACGCCGCCAAACCCCGCUACUCGCUCUUCAACAUGCGGAGUUCGACUGCUUCGACGAAGGGCUGGUGGCUCUUAUAUCCCAACAUUGCUUUCUUUUGCCGGGUGCUUACUCAAACCUUGACAUCUUCGGCGUCAGAGUCUUGAACUACGCCAUUGCGCUGGUUACUUCCUUUAUGCAGUGCUCGUCUACCACAGUCAGUGCCCGUAUCGCGCGGCAGCGCGAGCGUGCAUAUGCUUUAGACGGCGUAUUUCUCUCCUAUCGCUCCGAGUUUUAUGCCCUGCGUCUUGCCUUCGCCAGAGGACGUCGGGUAACCUGGCGUAAGGACCUUGCGGAGCCCUCAUGGACUUGGGAUGACUUCGCGAAUGCGUACGAUUGCCAAGCCAUCUCUUCUCUUCACCUUCAUCAUUCCCUCUACAUUUCACCUGAGGAUGACCCUUCACAAACCAAUGAUCAGUUGUCAACAACACUGCUGCGCUCUUUAGGGGGUCUCCAAGAGCUGAACAUCGAGCACGAAUCCCACUUCGACUUCGUCAGGAGUCUUCCAAUCACUCCAGGUCUAAAAGUCAUCUCCGUGAAGGAUCCGUCCGUUUGUGACCUGGUACACCUGUGGCACUUUAUACGAAGACAGGAACAAACCCGCUCAACUGUGGAUGUCACACUCACCGGACGCGUGUUUGACGACGACGUUAUCAUGGCAGAACAGCGCGCGUACGACGAGGCGCCCCUGCUUGCUGCCGUUGGGGUCUUGUGCAACUUAAACGACAGAAGGGUUAUUCGACAUCGUGCACAGUAUAGGUAG
Molecule: messenger RNA, 1482 nt
Organism: Peniophora sp. CBMAI 1063
Lineage: Eukaryota; Fungi; Basidiomycota; Agaricomycetes; Russulales; Peniophoraceae
Source: the annotation of a GenBank genome assembly